Molecule: messenger RNA, 2161 nt
Organism: Carassius carassius (crucian carp)
Lineage: Eukaryota; Metazoa; Chordata; Actinopteri; Cypriniformes; Cyprinidae
Gene: fam3c
Product: FAM3 metabolism regulating signaling molecule C
Exons: 10
Coding region: 128-805 (225 amino acids)
Source: RefSeq, a predicted model, not a curated record
CAUCUCUUCGCCCUCCUUCCCUCUGGCGAACCCGGAUGUGUGGAGAUACUCAGCGCUGUGUCGUCGACUCUGUUGCACCAGGUGUGUGGAUCUCAGCGUGGUGACUGGUGCUCGCAAAGCCGUCAGGAUGAUGAGAGCGGGAGGACUUUUGAAACUGGCAGGGCUGGUUUCUAUCUUAUUUGUGGUUGUGUUCCUGGCAUUUGAGCUAUUAGAGAGCAAUAUGAAUUUGGGGAAAGUACUUGCACGAUACGCACCUGCAGAGACUGUCCCCACCAGUCGUCCGCACAACAAAUGUGGCCUUUCUAAACCAUGUACCGAGGACCAAUUUGCUUUUAAGAUCACCAGUGGAGCAGCCAGCGUCGUCGGCCCGAAAAUGUGCUUUCAGGACAAUGUAUUAAUGAGUGGAGUGAAGAACAACAUUGGCCGGGGUAUAAACAUUGCUUUGAUCAAUGGCAAGACCGGUGAGCUCACCAAGGCUGAUUCCUUUGACAUGUGGUCUGGAGAUGUUAACCAGCUUAUCCAAUUCUUGAAGGAAAUAGAUGAUGGAAGCAUUGUUAUGAUGGCCACUUUUGAUGAUCCUGCAACAAAGCUAAACGAUGAGGCCAGAAAACUGAUUGCAGAAUUGGGCAGCUCAAGCAUCAGCAUACUGGGAUUUAGAGAUAACUGGGUGUUUGUUGGAGGCAAAGGGAUCAAGACAAAGAGCCCCUUUGAGCAGCACAUCAAGAACAACGCAGAGAAUAACAAGUAUGAUGGCUGGCCAGAGGUUUUGGAGAUGGAAGGAUGCAUUCCUAUGAAACAGGAGUAGAAUCCACCUCUCAAUAUAUUUCAGAUUAGUUUGCAUUUUCGUGAACAUCCUGGAGGAGGUUGAAAAGUUCAAAAUUGAACAUAUGCAAAGUUGCAUUGUUCAGUUAGCAUUGACGAUGUAGGUGAGAGUAUAGACUUUAAAUGUUUUGUUGACUUCCUGUAUUUUGAAUCUUGCCAUUACUGCUCCUGAGCAUGUGCUGCUCUAUUUUUGUAUUUAUUUUACAGGGUUGCCACUACUUUUGACCAGUUUCCAUUAAUUUUCUUCCAAUUGUCCAUAAAUAGAAUGCACUUACAAAGACCAAUAUGUAGCCAGGUCAUUAAAGUUGAAAUUCACAACUUUACUAAAUUUUGUUUAUUUUCCAGCCCCGGAAUUCAGUCUUAAAUUCGAUGCCUGUGGUAGAUCGGAUUUGUUUUAAUGACUAGUCCAUAAACAGCAACAGCAGCCAUUUGUGAGGAUUCAGUGUCAUAAGGAAAAUAGAGAUAUUGAAUCAGAUGACUUACUCCCAAAAAAAUAAAUGGAGAGGGUUUGUGCUCAUAUUUAUUACUGCACUAUGACACUCUAAAUGUUGAUCAUAAUGGAAGAAAUCUUAAAUGGCUGAGGGCUGCUGUCCCCAAAAUGUAUUUAUUUCUUUGUUUAUGGUAAUAUUUAUUUUUCUACUGGCAAAGGUAUUUUGACUGCUGGACUGUAUUCCUGAAGGUAAAUAAUUAAGAAUCUUGUUUUAAAUCCUUAACACUCUCCCAUAUCUCUGGUGUGUGAUGGAUGGAGUCAUUGAUUUGUGUUUAUUUUUGACCUACUGUUUAACUACUGUUUUCUGCUUCAUGCCAUUUAUCCUUAGCUUUUGGGAAUGUUGUUACAUAUGGGAAGUUCAAAGACUUCCAUCUGUUAUUAUGUUGAUAGUUUGUCUGGUUUCUGCACAUUCGGAGAUUAUUUAAGCGGUAUGUCUAGCAGCUGUUACAUGGCAUUAGUUUAUAGCAAGCAAUAACAAUAUCAUACAACAUAACUGCUUUUGUUCCAUAUUGUGCCUUCUGCAGUGUCAAUAAUAUGCACUUUUCAAACUAGUAGUACAGUCUUCCAUAAUUAUUAAGGAAUUAUAAUGCAAAACUAAUGAUCUCUACUCGUUCAUUUUAUAAUUCCCUGCACGAUUUUAACUGCAUACUGUGACGUUGUGUACUGAAACCCCUUCCUUUUGUAAGAAAACCAGUUGUGUGCCUUAUUUACCGAAAUUAUCAAAUGAUUUUUUUUGAUUGAUGUUGCAUGUCAUGGCCUUUACAUGUAAAGCUGUUUUAAGGAUUUCUUUUUGUCUAAAUUAAAUCUAAAUCAAUUGUUUGAUUACCGAGUCUUUCGCAAUGGCUAAUU